Ectocarpus sp. CCAP 1310/34 is the source of this 471-nucleotide messenger RNA. The record is from the annotation of a GenBank genome assembly. NCBI's taxonomy places the organism in Eukaryota, Phaeophyceae, Ectocarpales, Ectocarpaceae.
AUGAAAGCAGCGAAAACCAUCCUAGGAUUCUCCAGACGCACAAGUAAUGCAGCCGUGAGGGCAGAAUUGGGGAUCCAAUCCCUACGGUCGGGAAGAGACGCGAGGAAGCUGACAUUACAGUAUCGCAUGUGCGGGAUGGGAGAGGAGAGGUUGCCGAGAAUUGUAUGGGAGGCGAAGUGGGCAAACAAAAAGAGGGGUAGACAACCCACGGAAUGGGUCAAGGUUGUAGAGGACGUAUGGAAGGGGCUCGACAUCGACGAAGAUGAAACGCUGGAAACGGAGGGUCUACAGGGGUUCAAGGAGAAGAUAUCUGUUGCUUGUGCCGAGAGAGAAGAACAGAAUCUGAGGAAAGAAUCCAAGGAUAAGGAGGGUCUAGAAGUGUACGGAAUGUUGAAGGAAGGAAUAGGGUUCAAGGACUACCUACAUGGACCAGUGGAUGCAGGAACAAAGCUCAAGGGACUGGGGACAUAG